AUGGCAGCUCGCAAUUCCCUGAUCUCUCUCAGCUGCUCGCAAGCUGCACUGCUUCUCCUGUUGAUAGCACUUGGGGCGCAAACCUACUUGGGUGAGUCGCAGGGCUGCUCAAGCCAGCUGAACACCCUGAAUGUGUGCGCACCAUUUGUGUUGCCUGGUUCCCAAAACAACCCAAGUAGUGAUUGUUGCAAUGCGCUCCAGUCGGUGAACAAUGACUGCCUCUGCAACACUCUCGCCAUCGCUGCCCGCCUUCCAUCCCAGUGCCAUCUCCCACCUCUCAAUUGCGCCAACUGGUAA
This is a messenger RNA of Hevea brasiliensis (rubber tree), 297 nucleotides long. RefSeq names its product stamen-specific protein FIL1. NCBI's taxonomy places the organism in Eukaryota, Viridiplantae, Streptophyta, Magnoliopsida, Malpighiales, Euphorbiaceae. The record is from RefSeq and is a predicted model, not a curated record. The transcript has a single exon. Bases 1 to 297 code for a protein of 98 amino acids.